UAAUCUCAUUUCAUCUCUUUCACUUCCUCGAGCCUCACUCUCGAUUUUCACUUCCGACGACUGAAUCUUGUCUUCCUCGUCUGAUUAUCAGUGAUUCUUCCUUGUUCGUCCUCCGAUUUGGUAUAAGAUGUCGGAAACUAAAGACAACAACGAUGCUUUUUUGGGUGAGGAAGCUGAUGGUACUACUGCUACAGAAUCUUCUGCGGGAAGGAGAAGAAGACCCACGACAGAGAGAUCAAGCAGUGAUGUUCCAAAGCCGAAGAAAGCAAAGAAAAAGCAAGCGCAUAGAGGUGAAGUUUGGCAGCAUUAUAUUGAGAAGGAAGAUCUUGUAGGUGUAGCUAGGUGUCGGUAUUGUUCCCAACAGAUUGGCUGUGAUACUAAGUUACAUGGGACAAGUUCCAUGAAGAGUCAUCUGCUAAGAUGCAAGUUUUUCAAGGCACAUCAAGAUCUUGGUACUCAGAAGGUGUUGGCUGGUGAUAUGAGGGGUGCAAUCACUACAGUUCCUUAUGAUAAAGCGCUUUUUAGGAGGUCAGUGAAUGAGUUGCUUGUUUUGUGUGAGUUACCAUUUGCAUUUGUGGAGUCUGAAGGAUUUAGGAGAUUCUGUGCAAAUAUGCUUCCAUUGUACACGGUUCACUGUAGGAGGACAGCAACUGAAGACGUCUUUAAGAUGUUUCUUAGUGAAACAGCUAAAUUGAAGAGUCUGUUUAGCUGUGAACAGCAGAGAGUGUCUUUGACGACUGAUAUUUGGGUUGCUCCUACAACUGCUUGCAGCUACAUGGUGAUCACUGCUCAUUGGAUUGACAGGGGCUGGGAUUUGCAGAAAAGGAUUAUCUGGUUCAAGCCUGUGACAGAUCAUAAAGGAGACACCAUUGCUGAUCAUCUUAGAGCAUGUCUAGAGGAAUGGGGAAUUAAAAAGGUAUUCACUAUCACAGUAGAUAAUGCUAAAGGGAAUGACAAAGCAAUUAAGUUGUUCACAGAUGCUUGUAGGUCACUGGGGCCUAAUGCAUUAGUUAGAGACGGUUCAUUAAUCCAUAUGCGUUGCUGUGCACAUAUACUGAACUUGAUAGUCAGAGAUGGUCUAGCAAAGGUAAAUGAAAGCUUUGUAGCCAUUAGGAAUGCAAUUAGGUAUGUAAGAUCAUCAGGUGAUAGGUUGAAAUCAUUUAAGUUGAGGGUUGAGACAGGUAAGUGGGGUAGAGGAAGCUUGUCUUUAGACUGUGUCACAAGGUGGAACAGCACAUAUCUCAUGCUAACAAAUGCUUUGAAAUUUAGAGUUGCAUUUGAGAAGUUACUCGCAGAAGACAAGCUCUAUAAUGACUACUUCCAGGAAUCAGAAGAAGAGAAUGGAGAGAGUGGACCAGAGGGUGCAAAGAAAAGGGUUAGACCUCCUACUUCAAAAGGCUGGGAUGAUGUGCAAAGGUUAGUCAAGUUCUUAAAGAUCUUUUUCAACUGCACCUUGGCUUUUUCAGCCACUAAGACAGUUACUUCUACAAUCUGUUACCAUGAGAUAGUGCUUAUUGAAAGAAGUUUGAUUAAUUUGAGCAUCAAUGAUGAUCAAGAGUUGCGGCUUGAAGCAAUGGAUAUGAGGGCCAAACUUGAGAAGUAUUGGGAUGGACUGAUCAAUAUGAAUCCACUAGUGAUCAUUGCUAGUGUGUUUGAUCCUAGGAACAAGAUGCAGUUUGCUAAUAUCUGCUUUGACAAGCUUUAUGGGAAGGAUAGUUUGGAGAGUGACCAUCUGAAAAGCUCCAUUAAGAAGUUGAUGAAGAACUUGUUUGAAGAGUAUGUGCAGAGAUUAUGUAACAACUCUCAAGCUGAAAGUACAGGAAACAAGAGUGGAGAAGUCGAUGAUUUGGCACCGCUUUUUGAGGAGGAUGAUGAAUUAGAAAGUAGGGAUUCAUUGUAUGAUGAGAUGGUUACAGAGACAGUGAAUGAUGUAGCCACCAGUGAGCUUGACAUUUACUUGUUGGAAAAGGCUGUGCCAAGGCAAAAAAACAGAUUGGGUAUGGACUAUGAUGUCUUAUCAUGGUGGAGACGCAACAGCCAUAAGUUUCCAGUCUUGUCAGAAUUUGUGAAAGAUGUCCUUGCCAUUCAAGUGUCUUCUGUGGCUUCAGAGUCGGCAUUCAGUACAAGUGGAAGGAUUUUGGAUCCUUUCCGGAGUUGUCUUUCCCCUCACAUGGUUGAAUCUCUCAUUUGCACACAACAAUGGUUGAGGAAUAACAUUCAUCAAGAGAAGCUUGCAAAUUUGGUUCAAAUGCUAGAAGAAUUGGAUUUCCAUGAGUCCUUGGGAUCCAAAACAGUGGCUGAUGAUGCAGACUUGCCGCCGUGAUCACUUGAAGGGCUCUGUCUUUUUG
This is a messenger RNA of Arabidopsis arenosa, 2348 nucleotides long. Lineage: Eukaryota; Viridiplantae; Streptophyta; Magnoliopsida; Brassicales; Brassicaceae. The record is from the annotation of a GenBank genome assembly.